UCGUGUUUUAGUGAUUUUUAUUUCUAUUUUAUUUCUUGUAGGUAAUCUCUUGUCUUGCUCUUGAAACCUGUAAUAAAAAAUUGCUUCUGAACCUAUAUUUUAUCAACUACAAUUAUAACUAAUGAAACUGAACAAGAUAAUAUAGAUAACAUCUACAAACUGUUUCCUAAUUUCACAACAAUUUUACGAUGGGUGGAAAAUCGAAAAAAGACAGAACUAAAAAUAAUGCACGGCCAUCUAGCAGUGGGCGGAGUGCAGAACUCCUCAUUAGCUCCACAAAGGAUUCAGCAAUAUUUGGAAUAACUGGCAAUCCGUUGACACCCAUCUUUCCUACACUGGCUGCUGUUAAUAUUGAGCAUGGCCUUAACACAGAAUAUGCUUUAUGUUUCAAAAAAUUCAAUAAAAAAGACCCCAUAACUAAAACUAAGGCGCUGCAGGAGCUGCUGGAGCUGACCAGGCAAAGGGGCACGGAGGAAGCGGUGGCCGCUCUGCCCGCCUGGGCUCACUUUUAUCCUAUACUAAGUGUGGAUGUGGAUCGUAAAGUUCGAGAGUAUACACAGGUGUGUCAGGCUGCGCUCGCGGCGCGCGCCGGCCGCCAGCUGGCGCCACACCUGCGCCGUCUGCUGCCUGCCUGGCUGCUCGCCGCCUGCGACGACCACGGCCCCGCCAGGCACCACGCCCACGCCGCGCUCAUGAAUACGUUUCCGGAGGAGAAGUUGGGGGAGGCGAUGUCGUUCUGCAGAGAGGAGAUCAUCUGCGUGCUGCGAGACAACAUCGGCAGCGGCGGCGAGACCCGCCUGCUUCUCAAGACGGAGGAGGAGGAGGAGAGGAAGGCGCAUGGGAGGUUUAUAGUGACGAGCAGCCUGGGCGCGCUGGCGCUGCUGGGCGCCGCGCUGCCGCCCGCGCGCUCCGACUGGCUGUGGGAGGCGCUGCAGCCGCUGCUGCGUGCGCGCGUCUUCUGGGCCCUCGCCCACUCCGGCGACCACCGCGUGCGCGCGGCGUGGUACGGGCUCGUGGGCAGUGUGUGGGCGCGGUUCGGGGCGCGCGUGGACGUCGACUGCAGUCGACGGGCGUGGCGCGCGAUGCUAACGCCACCGCCCACGGACUGGCGCGUGUGGGCGGACGACAAGGACGUCACACUCCUCGUCAAAAGGAUGCACGAACUUCUCCAAAAUGGCGGGUGGGGCGAGGCGGCGCGGCUGAGCGAGCUGCUGCGCGCGCUGCUGCCCGCGCUGCUGCCCGCGCUGCUGCCCGCGCUGCUGCCCGCGCUGCCGGCCGACACGCGCUCCGCACGCUUCUACACCGACCUCUUCAACUCCAUGUUCAUCGGAUUAGAAAAGAAAAGUAUAAUGAGUUCGAAGAGCGAGCGACGAGCGUGGAUCCGGACGCUGGCCGACCUCCUCCGGCACGUGUCCGAGCACGAGCCGGAGGUGGCGGAGGAGGUGGUGCCUCGCGCGCACCGCGCGUGGCUGGCGCGCGUGCUGGCCGCGCCCGACCGCCUCGCGCGCGCCGCCCUCCUGCGCACCUCGGCCGCAGACUUCGCCGCGCUCACCGCCUUCUGGCUCCGGCGCGGAGACGACGCGAGCGACCGCCUGCUGGUCGCCUGCUGGCGGAACGUCGGCGAGGCCCUGGCCGCGCAGGUCCUCGCCCUGGCCGCGGCCGGCGCCGACCCCGCCGACCUCGAGAGGGUGGCCGACGACCAAGUCCUGUUCCUGAGGUGCCUCAAGACGGCGUUCGGUCAGGACGAGAAAAAGAAGCACGGCAUCAAAUUCGCCGGCGACGCGGAUAUCGAGCCGAAGGGGGAAGAGGCCCCCGCUCCCGGGUGCGACGCGGCCGCCGCCGAGAGGUACCGCCGCCACCUGGAGGAGACGGUGGAGCGGACCUGCGCGCUGUUCCUGCGCCCGGCGGCGGGGGGUCUCCUGCGACCGCUGCACGCGCUGCUGGCGGAGUUCGAGAGCGGACCGCUGCUGGGGGCGCUGGCCGCCCGCCUCGGCGCGACCUCCGUGCACCUCCUGUACCAGAGGGUGCUGCGCGACCGGCUGACGGACGACCCCGAGCUCGGCCGGCCGCUCCUCGACAUAGUGUUUCUACUGUUGAAACACCUCAGCGACGAGGAGCAGGACGAGGUGUUCGAGUCCUUCGACCGGCUGUCGCCGGACGCGAUGGAGUGGUGCCUGUAUCUGAGCGUGUCGCACCCGCACUGCGCAGCGCCCGCCGCCCGGCGCUGGCUGCGCAGCGCCCGCGUGCAGCGCGCGCUCCUCGCGCUGGCGACGCGCGCGCUCCGCCUGCACGCGCCCGACGCCGCCGCCGCACAGCUGCUGCUGCAGUGCGUCGGUCACGACCCUCAGGGAGAAAGUAUAACUAGCGACGAAACAAUAGGACUGAUUGUGGAACAAGUUUGCGAGGCCGUGUCGCUGGUGGUGGGGGAGGGGGAGGAGGGGCCGGAGCAGGAGGCGGCGGAGCGGCGCGUGCGCACCGCCGCGCAGCUGUGCGGCGCUCUGGCCGCCGCCCGCAACGCGCACUGCGCGCAGCUGGCGCAGGCGCUCUUCGCGCUGCAGCUGCACGUGCCCCUUGGCGACGUGCGGCUGUCGCGGGACACGUGGGCGGAGGCGCGCUGCGCGUGGCAGGACGCGCUGGGGGCGCAGGGGGCGCAGGGGGCGGGCGCCGGCGAGCGCGUGCGGGCGCGCCUGGUGGGUGUGCUGCACGCUCACCUGGACCGGCGACUAGAAAAUGUAGAUGUAAACGAGAUCGAGAACAUCGCAAACAUGGCGGCCGACCUGCUCGUCCCGGACGACGAGUCGAGCGCACCCGCCGCGACCGCCGCGACCCCUGAGCCCACCGUGACCGCCGCGACUCCUGAGCCCACCGCGACCGCCGAGCCCACCGUGACCGCCGAGCCCACCGUGACCGCCGAGCCCACCGUGACCGCCGCGACCCCUGAGCCCACCGCGACCGCCGAGCCCGCCGUGGUAGUUCUCGCGCGGCUCCUGUUCGCGCCGUGCGAGGCGCCGCCGGACAACUCCCUGGAGUACUGCGCGUUGAAGAUCGACUGCAUCCUGGGCAACAUCAACUGCCCAUUCGACGACGACAGCGCCCUCGUUAAGAAGUUGAUCGCGGAGUCGAGCUCGCGGCGCGCCGAGCCGCUGCAGGCGGGCGAGGUGCGGCUGCGCGCGCGUCGUGCUCUGCUGCGCGCGCUGUGUCUGCGGGCGCUGCUGCGGGCACUGCGGGCGCGCGCGGCGCCGGGGCACGUGCUGCUGCAGGGACGCUUGUUGCUGGAGCAGCUGCUGGCGGCGCUGCACGACCUCGCGCUCCUCACUGCGCUCGAGGACGGCUACGUCUUUUGGUCCGGCCACGAGGUGAUCGAGGAAACUAAACAACGUCUCGAGCAAGUCGUCGACGACAUAUUAGCGGAGAGUUCGAGUGAAACGACGCAGCAGUUGAUGUCGGCGCUGUCGGAGCGGGCGGCGCGCCGCGGCUACUACUGGGCGUAUGCGCGGCGCCGCUGCGAGCUCGCGCUGCGUCCGCCCGCCCCCGCCCCCGCCCCCGGCUGGCUCAACCCCGCCCACCACCACAUCGACCUCGACGACUUCACGCAAAUCGUCACGGGCGGGGGAUUUUUCCACACCUUGCAGGUUUUUCAAUUAUAUUUCAUUCUCAUAAACCACCUAAAAUGUCGCCUUGUGGGGAAAUGUGCAAGUGUUGGUAAACUGAUGAAUACGAUACAGGCGGACUCGAGACGCGCCUGGGACGGGGCGGAGGAUGAGGUGGAGGGGGUGGGGGAGGAGCGGCUGCGCGCGCUGUACCUGGUGGCGGUGCGCAGCGCGCUGGCGGCGCUGGGCGAGGCGGGCGCGGCCGAGCAGUUCGCGGAGCGCGCCGCCGCCGCCCUGCACGACUGCUCGCUGGACCCGCUGCUCGAGCUGCACUGCACGCACCCCGACAUACUGCUCACCGACAGAGAGAUAAGUUCGGCGGGGUGGUCGUGCGCGGUGAGCAGCGCGGCGGCGGCGGACCUGCUGGAGGCGGCGGUGCGCGCGCGCGGCUGGCACCUGCCCGCGCACCACUGGGACUUCGUGACGCUCACGCUGGCCGGCCUGCUGGAGUCGCUGCACCUCAGCGCCGCCGCCUGGGGCUGCACCAAGGUGGCGCUGGUGUGCGUGUCGGCGCUGCGCCUGUUCAGGACGGUGCAGCAGUUCGCGGCGCGCGUGCGGUCAGAGAGCGAGCGGCGGCGGCCGGGGGCGCACGUGCUGGCGCUGGCGGGCGAGUGGGCGGACGUGUUCGCGCCCGCACUCAACGCGCACCUCUUCCGCCUCAUACUGCACGUCCUCCGCGAGGCGGGGGAGGAGGUGGACGUGGCGCAGACGAGCGUGCUGUGCGCGCUGCGGCGCGUGUCGGGGGCGCUGCAGUGGGGGGCGCUGGGGGCGGAGUCGCGCGCGGGCCCGCUGAGCGCGGCGGCGGUGUCGCGGGCGGCGGAGCGGGCGCUGGCGGCGGCGGCACACCCCGCAUAUCUGCUGCUCGCCUACAACCUGCUGCGGGUGCUCGCGGAGCCGCUCGUCUUAACUGACGCCGCGCUGCUGGCGGAGUGGAGCGCGGCGGGGGAGGGCGCGGCGGAGGGUGCGGGUGAGGGCGCGGGGGAGGAGGAGUCGGGGGAGGGCGCGGGGGGGCGCACGCGGCCGGCGCUGGCGGGCACGCAGUACGAGGCGGCGCUGCGCCGGCUGGAGGAGCAGCUGGUCCCCGCACUCGCUGGACGCAGCUUGUUGUGCUGCAGCGAGGGUCCGAGGCCGCACUCGGGCGAGGGUCGCGUUGUCGUGGCCUUCCUGCUGCUGCACAGCGCCGUGCACCAGCUCACCCGACUGGCGAGACAGGACCUCGCCGUACAUUACGUCGACGCCUUCAGGGAGGGCAAGUUCGCGGAGCGGCUGAUGGCGGCCAGCUUGCGGCUGGUGCCGGGCCCGCUGGCCGCGCUGGCGCACGACGCCGCGCCGCCGGGACCCGCCGCGCUCGCCGUCCUCGCCCGCCACAACCACAUGUUCCUCCACACGCCCGACCCCACUCUCAGAGGUGACCACCGUUCCCACUUGUAA
Messenger RNA from Papilio machaon (common yellow swallowtail), 5081 nucleotides. RefSeq lists its product as uncharacterized. The transcript is spliced from 21 exons. Gene Ontology annotation, molecular function: ribosomal large subunit binding; ubiquitin protein ligase activity. Bases 189 to 5081 code for a protein of 1630 amino acids. NCBI's taxonomy places the organism in Eukaryota, Metazoa, Arthropoda, Insecta, Lepidoptera, Papilionidae. Gene Ontology annotation, biological process: ribosome-associated ubiquitin-dependent protein catabolic process; rescue of stalled cytosolic ribosome. The record is from RefSeq and is a predicted model, not a curated record. Gene Ontology annotation, cellular component: RQC complex; cytosol.